Molecule: messenger RNA, 1914 nt
Organism: Sturnus vulgaris (Common starling)
Lineage: Eukaryota; Metazoa; Chordata; Aves; Passeriformes; Sturnidae
Source: RefSeq, a predicted model, not a curated record
UCCGCCCUCGCUUUUCUUAUUCAUUCUUGCCCUUCUCCGACGGGACAAGUGUCCGGGAGCCGUGUGCGGACCUGGAUUGUGCUGUAGCCACUUCGUGCCCUCUCCGUGCCCGCUCCGUGCCCGCUUUGCCCCGCUCCGUGCCCGCUCACCAUGAGCCGCUCCCGUCGGCGCCGGCUCCCCGCGCUGCUGCUGCUGCUGCUCACGCAGGUGGCCACUUUGGUAACCGGUGGUGUCAUUCAGAGGAGGGACAGCUCAGAUCUCUUGAAUCCAGGCUGGGGAGGGAGAGAUGGUUGCUACAAGAAUGGUGCUGGUCUCAAUUGCCAGAAGUGCCCUGCAGGCACCUACCUUGCAGAAGAGUGUAAAGAACAGAACAGCUCUAGCAAGUGUGAGCCCUGUGGAGACGGGGAGUACAUGGAAUAUCCAAAUGCCUUCUCAUCCUGCCAGGAGUGCUCCAAGUGCAGGGAAGAUCAGGUGCAGCUGAGUCCCUGCCAGCCCACCAGGAACACGGUGUGUGCCUGCAAGGAUGGCACCUUCUGCCCCCCGGAGCACCCCUGUGAGAUGUGCCAGAAGUGCCAGCCCAGGUGGGUCCAGUGGCCAUGGUGGCUCCUGGGGGAUCCCCUGGAGCUGCAGGUGCUGAGCCCACCCUGUGUCCCCUUUCCCAGGUGUCCUGAGGGCCAAGUGAUGCUGAAACCCUGCACACCUGACAGCGACCUGCAGUGUGGUCCUGCCAUGGAUAGCAGCACCCUCGGUAAGGGGGGCAUCGGGGACACCGUCGGGGUGAUUUUAGGGAUACUUUCCAUCUUAUUAAUUGGGCUCGGCGUCUGGAAACUCUGCUGCAGCUCCUCAGGGGAUGGGAGAUCCUCGAGCAAGGGACUCAGAUGGGUGAGGUCCAUGUUUGAAAAGCUGCCGUGGUGCAAGAGUGUGAACGUGGAGUCAAGAGACAACAACACCAACGAGGAGCGUGACCCAGAGACACAGCCAUGGGUGACGCCACCACCGCCACCGAGCGUGAGACCCAAGAGGCCACGGAGUGAGAGACGCGAGUGGAAUCUGUUUCCAGCGCCAGGGGAUGAGCCUGGUCAAAGUAAAGCUGGGGAUGUGCUGGGGGCUGAGAUUCCUGUCGCAGCUGCCUUGGCUCUGAACUGUCCCCUUCCCCCUCCAGGGCUGCGGAGCUCCUAUUACAUCUUUGCUAAAGCCAUCCGCAAGGACAACUGGAAGAAAUUCGGGCGCUGCCUGAAGCUGGAGGAGAACGACAUCGUCAUGACCGAGACAGACGAUGAUUUCUAUGAAAUGCUCUUCAGGUGGCAGAACAGGGAGGGCUACAAAGCCUCUGUGAACACUCUGCUGCAGACCCUGGACGACCUCUGCCUCAGCGAUGCAGCAGAGCGUGUCUCCUCCAUUCUGCUCCAGAGGGGACUUUUCCAGGUGGCAGCUGAAGGGAGCAGUGAACAGGCUGCACCUCCCUCCAAGCUACAGCCACUGAUUACCUCCCGGAACACUUGAAGUUUAAUUGUUUAUAGUUCUCCUUUGGCUUCCCUGCUUUUGAAGCCAUCUCAGAACUCAGCAGAGCCAGGAGAAGCUGAUGCUCAUGAGAAUACGAAGCUCAGGGUGAUCCCUGCUGGAGCUACAGGUUCAAUGUUGGUGCUUCCUCAUGGAACUCGGGCUGGUUUCUGAUCUCACUGGUCAAUGCAAAAAGCUUCAAAUCAUUUCAAGAUGCCAACGGUACUGCAUCAGCACACAGUGAAGGGUUUUUGCAGGGUUUUUUGGUGUCCCUGUGCAUUUGAACUGGAUCAUCCUUCUCAAGGGAUUCCUGACAUCAUGAAAUGGCUUCUGCUUCUAGAACACCUCAGAAAAAGCUUCGCUUUGCAUGCUUGGUGGCUCUGCAAGCUGAGCUGGGACCUUGGGUUAUUUUUU